Mangifera indica (mango) is the source of this 2696-nucleotide messenger RNA. RefSeq lists its product as uncharacterized. Lineage: Eukaryota; Viridiplantae; Streptophyta; Magnoliopsida; Sapindales; Anacardiaceae. The record is from RefSeq and is a predicted model, not a curated record. The transcript has 4 exons. Gene Ontology annotation, molecular function: protein binding. Bases 194 to 1162 code for a protein of 322 amino acids.
AUAAACAACUUCAGUGGACAAUUACAACUUAGUUCUUUGUAAUUGUACCGACGCAUCUUAAAGCUCCACCGUUUGAUUAUAAUAAAACAUGAAAGACUAGGGACCACAAUUAGGAUCCAACGGACAAAACCACAUACUGAAUCGCAACCAGAAUCAGCAGAUCCCUCCGUCGCGACCCUUCCUUAUCCUACGCAUGCUUACAACACACACGCACAAACAUACACCCUUUCCCUUGGUUACUGUAAUGGCCGCUGAAUUACAGCCACCGGACAAUCCAAUAACCGCCGCCAUAGCAUCCACCACAAACGCAACAGCCACUCCGGCAUCUACGAAUACGACGGCGAUACUUGCAGUCCAAAUUGACCCCGCCGGCCCACCUCUGGCCCCGAAACGGCAACGUCGGCCCAGCGUAAGAUUGGGCGAGAUCGGAGACCAACCUUCUUACGAUUCGCACGUGCGCUGCAACAAACCGUUCCAUCACAGCUGGCGUCUCCCUAGAGAUAGCUCCUCUAAAUCAAUCAAGGCUCGUUCUUUAACAAACCUAGUGAACGGAAGUGAUUCGCAAGAUUUUCACGAAAACGAAAACAAGAAUCAGAAUGGCGAUGGUAUCAACUCUAACAAUCUUGAAUUUUCUCACAGGAAAGUGAAAUCUAAGAGAGCGCCGACGACGAAGAGAGCGAGAACUAAUUGGAUAUCGAGAAUCGACCAGGGAGCUGAAGGUGACAGUAGAGAGGAUGGGGAGGAAACGUUUCGAGAUUUCGAUCACAAUUCGGACAGCCCGUUAAAAGACCAAAGCCCAGUCCAUUCGGUGGAUAACGUGGCCAUGGAUUUUUGGCCCGGUCACAGGAGAGGGGCCCCGGGUUCAGCUCCGGGUCGGACUAGGGUUUCGGAUAGUCGAGAAAAUGAGAGGACUGAAUAUGAUAAUUAUCCGGGAAUGAGUGAUGGGGUGAGGUCGUUUCUGAUUGAGUUAGGGUUGAGUCGAUAUGCACCCGUUUUUGAGAUUCAUGGAGUGGAUGAUGAAGUGUUGCCGAUGUUGACAUUAGAAGAUCUUAAAGAUAUGGGAAUAAAUGCGGUGGGUUCUAGAAGGAAAAUGUAUACGGCCAUUCAAAAGCGUCGAAAGAAAACAGCAUCCAUCCUUGGGACCAAGACAGGAAAAAAAUGAAGUAUAGCAUUUACAAGGAUUUCGUAAAACUAACAACUGAAGAGAAUAGUGCUUGUUUGGUUGUUAGUUUUGUUCCUGUUCCAACCUUUUAAUUGUUGAAUAUUCCUUACAGAAAACUACUAGUUUCAGACAAGCCAAGUGGAAUCAAAUGAUAGCGACUCUGUGGUGGACAGAGUUGUAUUCAUUCCGCUUUCUGGGAUAGGCUUGAUCCAUGUGUAACGGUUUUACUUCCCUUUCAAAAAGACAUAUGGCUUUUAAAUAGGAACUGGCAGAGUCUAAUACUAUGAUACUUUGGGGCUUAUGUGAUUCAUGUCAUAUAGAGGACAGUUUGCCCUUAUUAAAGAAGUAAAUCUUUCAAAUGACGUUCUCAUAUUCUCAGGUCAAGUUAUUGGCAUAGAAAAAUCUAUAUAAUGGUUGCGGCUGUCCUAAUUCUACUUCUAGUGGGGAUAAGUUAUCCCCAGAGAUACUUCCUGAUACCAGGCAAAAUCAUACUCUUGAUAUGGUUAUGAUCCUAUCUGCAUAUUUAUAAUCUAAGAGAUACCAUGUCUCUUGUUUUGUUUUUAUGAGUUUAAUUUAAGUAAUCUCCUCUGUCAAAUGAUAACCCAUGAUGUCAACAUGGUUGCAUUUAUUUCUCGGUUUACAAUCUUGGAGAACUUAUUUAUUUACCUUAUGUCUCCUGAAUCAGUUUGUUUUAUUCUUUUCAAAUCUCCUAUUUAGCUUCUUUGAUAUCUUUGAAGAUUCUCCUCUAUAUUGCUUUUAGAUUUCUUAUCUCUUCUUUCCUUUUAUGUUGACACUUUCUGUGGAGAAUAUUAAUCUAUGCCAUGUAUCAAAGUCCCUUCACAUGUUUGGUCAGCAGCUGUACUCAGAGAAAAUAUAAGCCAGUCCUCUGAAACAUAAAUGGUUCUCAUUCUUGAAGCCGGUGCCAGUCAGAUGAGCAUAUCUAGUCUUCAGGGUUUUGCCAAUGUGCACUAUUGAAUAGUAUUUGCUCUCUGUUAGGUCUGGGGUCUCUGCCUUUCGGUUUUAGAAUCUAAACAGUUGCAGGUGGCUGUGCUUGAGUUUACGACAAUGAACCUACUAUUUAGCUGACCGGCUUUUAUUGGACUUUCUGUUGACAUGGCUUGGGCUUGAGGUUGACAUUGAGGCUGGGGACUCGUGAGUUGAAAGUUGAAACCAGAUUUGGAAAGAAUUGUUGUUAUGGGCUACUUCGGAUCUAAGUUAAAAGGAAGUUUUCCAAUUUUAGAAAACAUCUAUAAAUUUCUAGAAACCGGGCUGCUGUCUAAAUUAGGCAAAACAAGAAAGAAAAUUUAUGUUGCGCAAUAGAGUUUGUAGAGCUUCAUUGAUCAUGCCUGUGUAAGCAGAAUCAAGCUGGGCGGUUGGAUUAGUUGGGCUUGUUUUGGAGCCAGAAUAGCAUUUCCAAGUUGGAAUCAAGGCAUGGUCUCACCUAUGUACUUUCAGCAAUCACCAUCAUAUACUGGCUGACUCCAUCGGCAAGUCCCUCGACCUAAUAAAAAGUAAAUAAUAUUAUUCUUUCUAA